GUGUGGUUGGUAACCAUUAGAAACCGAUUGUGGUUGUAGUUUGUUUAGAACUGCAAAAGAAAAAGUGAAGGUGUAAAAAGUUGGAAACAAAAAAACCAAACGAACGUUUUAAUUUCCUCUCGUUUCUCGAUCCUUUAUUUGUAACACAACGGUUGAGACUAAAAAUCAUGCAGUUCUCCAAUUCAGGUGGUAAUCCAAUUGAAUUUGAAGGUAGGUCUUUGAAUUUGAUACAUGGGUUUCGAAUUUUGAUUACUGAUCUUUGUCCUUGCUUUUAGUUUCCUUUUUGUUUUGUUUUGGAUGGAGACAGAUUCUUGUCGAUGAAGAAGGUGUUGGUGGAUUUCAUUGAAGCAGCUAAGAAGGCGGUGGAUUAGGCAGCGACUAACGACGUUUCGUCGAGCAGUCCCGAAGUUUCCCG
Molecule: messenger RNA, 415 nt
Organism: Rubroshorea leprosula
Lineage: Eukaryota; Viridiplantae; Streptophyta; Magnoliopsida; Malvales; Dipterocarpaceae
Source: the annotation of a GenBank genome assembly